Colletotrichum orchidophilum is the source of this 360-nucleotide messenger RNA. RefSeq lists its product as uncharacterized. Lineage: Eukaryota; Fungi; Ascomycota; Sordariomycetes; Glomerellales; Glomerellaceae. The transcript has a single exon. The record is from RefSeq and is a predicted model, not a curated record. Bases 1 to 360 code for a protein of 119 amino acids.
AUGUGCACAAUCCACAUAAUCAAAUGCCACAAAUGCGGCAACAUCGAAACAGCAUGGCGCCGAACCUGCAAAUACACGCCGGCGAACCGCCUCUGUAACCAGGGGCAAACUAAUCGAAUCACAACCUACCUCCUCCCUGGCCAUUGCGACCUCUGCCGGGCGAAGAUGGGUCCUCAUGAUGCUCUCGCCCCCGUCGAGACCACGUCAACGAUGGCGGCCCACAGAGCUAUCCAUCAGAAGAAUGAGUUUGAAACCUACAGUUGUUCACGCGGCAGGAGAUACGCAAACCGUCUACGCAUGAUAUCAAAAUGGCUGGCGUCAGGAUCGAAAAGGUCCUUCUCAUAUCUAGCUCGGACCUAG